AAAGGGGGAGGAGGUUUUGUGUGUGUGUGAGUCUGAAGGAACUGUAAAAGGGGCAGUACACACACUCCGGCUGCCUGACACAGUCAGACCCACUGCAGCACAGGUGAGCCACUUCACCAGCACACGCCAAACAGGAAGGAGCGCUCAAUGCUGGACUUUUACCUGUCGCUGACUGCUGCAGAAGUCCACACCUGUAGCCCUGGAUGUUUAUCCUCGCAGGAGAGGUGGGGUGCUGUUUUUCUUCAGGCUGAUUGUGUUCAAAAACCAAUGAGCAGCCGUCCUACAGACCACGAUGACUCAGCUGUCAUGUCAGGGGGCAUCUCACGCCUGGUGCCGUAUCCCAGGCCUGCAAACAUAUUUGUGGUCUUGCCAAUGUCACUGGUUUUCUAAACAUGAGCUAAAAAACAACCACUGGAAAUAAAAAUAAUAAACCAAGGUUGAGCUGUGGGCUGCUCUCUGAACAGGACUGUAGUCACCAGCAGUUACAGCAGUGACUCACAGACAAAGAAACAAGUCAGGUUCAAAGAGAGGCAAGUCUGAUCAAGGACAAAUACGUGCAAAGACACUUCAUUAUUUCAAACCUGUCCAGAGUGUCCCACUCUAACGGCUUUGAAAGUGGAACAUGACGCUCGAGAUGUUACGGAAUUAUUUAUCAGACAAAGUGGAGGGAAGAUUUUUUUUUUUUCACUGUAAUAUAUAAUUUAUUCCUCACACAUUUUAGUGUGCUCAAGGUUUAUAAUAUGCUUGUUCAAGGGUCUGCAACCUUGAACACCAAUGCAGACACUUUUAUCAUUUUACAACCAAUAAAAAGUUGCAAACACUUUUCAACUUUAUUGAUGACACAGCUGUUGACACUUUAUUGUUGCCUAACCUAUUGUACCACAGUACAAAAUAAUAAAAAAAAGAUGCCAAUUUCUACAUAGAACUAAAACAGAACUUCAGUAUUUACUGCUAUCACAUACGGUGACUUGAAGUCAGUGAGUGAUUAUGUUGAUCUGCUGUUAGCAAGCAAGCCCAACAUUUAGUGCCCAGUUCAAUUGUUGUUCAAAAUGUUGCUACUUGGAGUUAGUCGUACGCUGUCCCUUUAAGAGAUUUGACUGGUCUCUGCUAGAGUUCUUUUCUGGCAUAUUUAUCCGUUUUGUUGUUUCUACUGAGUACUAGAACAUGGAACUCAAGUUGUGCAGCGGUAGCGGUAGCUGCCUGCCAAUAAUACGGUUGUCGGUUUAAUUCCUCCUUGCACCAAAUUCCAAAUGUGUUUGUGUCAGGAUGGGAAUCUGGUAUCUGGUAAACUGUGCUGAAUCACAGAUUACAAAAAUGUGGAAAACAGCGGUAGCAAACCGCGGCUCAGGAACAAGCCACAGUGAUGCUUCUGUCACGUAGCAGGGAGUAGACUGUUUGUUCAUUAAACUUUCAGGGUCAACUGAGAAGCAUUCUCCCUUUUGUGCCGUUCCUCCCUGACAUGUGAUUGGCCACGGUCACUUUGCCUCCCUUAUCAUCAGAUGUGGAAAUAAAGCUAAUUAUACUUUGGAUUUAUCGCACACUUCUCGACAUCCAAGUCAGAACAAAUUGUGACCUUAGUUCCUUUUUAUCAAGGCAUUUUUUUUAUCAUUGAUGUUUAUGGCGUCGUCUCAUUUCUAACCAUUAAACAUUUCAGCUCGACUAAAGGUCAGGCUGGAAAACUUUCAAUUUCCCUGUAAUCAAGUUUAAAGGUCGGCCUGUUUUUAAAGAAUGGUUCUGGAUACCCGAUAGAGUCCGCUGUGGCACUGUGUAUUUCUUUUGGAGUGUUUUUAUUUUUAAUCACCAUUAUUAUUGUAGUGUAGUGUUGUUAUACCGAGCGUAAUGAUAUACACUGGCAAAGGUAUUUGUUUGGAGCUGAAAGCCAGUACAGAACAUCAAUAAAUCACCUCACUUCUCUUCAUUACAAUAACACAACCACAGUGUUUUGAUGCUUUACUGUGACAUUAAAUAGUAAAACCUGUCUCCCUGUCAUUCUUGUAGGUGAACCCGAUCGCGACAAGGACAUGCAGCCGAUGUCAUCACACUAAAAAUCUGCCAAUCAGAACAAUCGGAACUCACAGUACUGAAUGUUGAAGCCGAAGGCCAAGAAUCGACUCGGUUCACGAUCCAUCCUUCAUCCCGGGUGCAUUUCAGCAUGAAUCAAAUUUGUCGCCAAGAAAAAUAAGUAACUUUCCUUGACCACUGGGGUUCUUUGAUUGAACACGUGAAAGAGACUUUGGGAGCCGUAUCUGGCAACAUACCGCAAAAGAAAUAACAAAGGAAACUCCAGUAAAGCAACUCGGACUGACUGCUUUGAAGCUCUGAAUACAAAUCACUUGGUGGAAUGACCUUUGCAGAGUGAAAUGUUAUUCCUCACAUGCAACUAACAGCAGGAAGUGCUUAAUACACAGCCAGCCUCCUCUGCAGAGUUAUGAUCUCCAGGAUAAAGGGCAGAUCAUUUUUUCGGAGAGAAAAAUAAUCUGCGUGCCGGAGAUAGGGACGCAGACGAGAAAGCAUGUUUUGGUGACCAAAAAUAGCAGAGGAGGGAGACGAACGUCUGGGAAAAGGAAGAAAAAAAAAGACCAAAGACAUGUAAAAGAAACUGUGUUUCAUCCAAAAACAGAUUAUUCUGAAGAGAGCACAACAAACCAGCGGAGCUUUUCUGGUUGUUGUCCACGGGAAGUCGUCCAAGACACAAAGCCCUGGCCCUGCUGGGAGGUGCUGCGAGAUAGAGAGUAACACUUCAUGAAGAACAAAGAGAGAGAGGAGUGAGCACAUGCCUUACAUCAGUUCUCAGCUGAAUGUUUGGAGGAAGAACUCAUGAAGUUGGCACCAUGACCAGAAGCAGUAACCUGGAGAGCUGAACUACACUCUGACUUUCGGCUUUUUAUUUGUGUGUUUACCAAACUUUCCUGCUGCCUGCCAGCGAGAAGAAAACUUUCAUUUUCCAACUAGGUUGGUGGUUUCGUCUUAUCAGCAAAGGAGGAGGAGAUUUAUUUGACAAAAGCAGAGCUGUCAUAUUUCCUACAGCUGUAGGUUAUUUUCUUCUGCAGCUGCAGCACAGGCAGUUAAGUGUGGGUAGUGAUGGAAAUGAAGACGGAACACGCAGCUAUCAGGAGAGGAGUAAGCUGGAGUCCGGGAGGAUUGAGGAAACCUCUCCAGGCAACACAAGACGUGCACACUCCUGGGACAGAGUGCAGUGCAUUAUGGGGGAAGACAGACUUCAACAAAGAACAGAUGAGCCAGAAAACAAAUUUGACCCGCAGCGCGAGUUUAUCAGAGAAGGAGCUGAAAGACGCCAGAGUCCGGAGUCACCUCAUCGCCUCUCAGCUCACCGUCCCUUCCAACUCAAACUCUAGAGGCGUGCAGCUCUUCAACCGCCGCAAGCAGAGAGUCAGCGCUUUCACACUUGAAAGCAGUGGAGGGAGGUCACAGGAGGACAAGGAGCAGAGUGUGAAAACUGACCCCUCGACUAACAAACCGACAUGUGCAGAGAGGAACAGUGAAGAAAACGACAGGAAUCUCAACUUGAAGAACGGCUCCACCAAAAUACUUUCCCCAUCACCUUUAAGAGUACCUGCAGUGGGUGAUAUCAUGGAGGAACCAAAUAAGAACUACCACACAGAGGACUUGAAGGACAGCAUUAUCCUGGAGCGACACUUCCUCCCUGUCAAGGAAGAGCAGGAGGAGGAGAUUCAGGAGAGCAAAGUGGAGGAUGAGGUUUUCAUCGAAACUAAAAGGGAUCCGGUCGUGAUGGGUAAUGUUGAACGGGAGGCCAAAAUCAUCGGGGGUCAAACAGAGCCGGCUCCCUUUACAGUGACUCUUAACGGCUGCCACAGCACGUCCACAUCUGACAGAGUGAGCACCAUCGUCAACAGAACUGCCAGGCCGUUUUUCUCCCCACCACCAGUGCAGUCUCCAGAGGCAACCAGCCCAACCAUGGGCAUCCCUCCCCCUCCCUCAUAUGACACCCCUCCUCUGCCUGCAUUCACUGCUCCACAACCUGUGACAUUUUCACCUCCACCUCCACCACCUUCAUAUCCCACACCACCUCUGCCAGCUUUCACAAACCAACCCCCACAGGCUUACUACACCAGCCCUCCUCCGAUGUCUCCUGUCAAGUCGCCAACCUCCCCUCCGCCAUCUCAGAUUCCGGCUUCUUCUAUAUCACGUUAUCCACCCAUGCCUCAUUACGGCCCUCCCACAGCCCCGAAACCAUCUACCUCUGCGCCCGAGCCCAUGUCAGAAAGAAAGACGGUUUCGCCAAUUAAAACAGGUGUACUUGAGGAUGGUACCACGAGAAGAGCAGCACGGAAGUCCAUGUUCACAUUCAAGGAGAAGCCAGUGGUAGCUCCAAACCCUGAGCUGCUGUCUCUGGUGCAGGGUGUGGACGAGAAGAAGAAACACCAACACAGAUCCGUGCCUGAGCCCACAUCUGAGGAAGAGUUGAUGGCUCUGGGUGCAGAGGCGUCCAACUUCCUCGCCAAAGAAGAGGCCCGGGUCGAGGAAGCUAAAGCACCAGAGUGGACCUCGUGUCUUAAAAGCUCCAGAACCAAACCCAGGGCAGAACACAGGCCAGAACAAAACCUUACCAACGUUUCUGGAAAGGGGGCUGAGCUGUUUGCCAAGCGUCAAUCCAGGAUGGAGAAAUAUGUUAUUGAGAAGCAGGAUGCCAAUAAAAUGCGGGCUCCAUCUCCUACGAUGUCUCUGCCGCCUUCCUGGGUUUACCCAUCCAACAUGCCUGGCAGAGUCAAAGCUAUUGUUAAGAACACGGACAUUAGUGCUCAGCUUUCACACAACCCAAAGACCCAGCAAGUGGCCAAGCCAAAACAAAGACCAAAAGCUCCGGUACCAGAGCCAGCACCAGAGCCGUUAGAGAACGGAUGCUCCAAGAUAGAGAUGGAUCUGUCAAGGCACCAGCCUUACCAGAUCGACCCAUCCCUCUUUACUUUUAGCCCGGUGCAAGAACCACUGAAAUAUCUACCCAAAAGAGCACCACAGAAGAACCAGAAGUUCGGAAAACCCUUGUCAAGACAUGCAUCUUUACCAAGCAACCCCCCUACUCACUACAGACCCCAGUGCAUGUCUCCUCAGCAGAUGCCUAGCCCCAGAGGAGGAGCUGAGCGCGAGGAAACUCCGGUCCUGGUGCAGCCAAGGAUCAGUUCUGCUAUGGCUGUGUUGUCUCCUGAAAGAGAAUCCUCUCCACGAUGUGCAAUUCAAGCACCGAGACCCACAUUUUGUGCCAAAAAGGCGGGACUUGAAGCACAGACACCAACAGAUUCAGCCACAGUUGAGACCUGUCGUGAGACUACCCAGCCGACCAGGACCCCGAGUUUCACCAGAAGUUCCAGCAGCCCAGAGAGUACCACCUCAGGAACCUGGACCUCCAGCCUUCAAAUUAAUUGCCCCUCUAACACCACUGCAUCCAGCGCCAAUCGCUCAUUCACUGCUCCCAUGUCCCCUCCUCCAGUAACAAGAUGUUUGUCUCCACUGACCAAUCAAAAUACCCACAUUUCCAAUACUGAUCCCACUCCUAUCUUCAGACCUACGGUCACAUCUCCAUGCUCACCCAGGUGGGGGUCCAGAUGCCAGUCUCCGGCAAUUAGCAAGAACACAUGCUCUAGUGUCUCAAAUGCAACAUCCAGACCAACAUACAAAUCUACAACAACAUUCCCCGCCUCACCUCCGUGGGGGUCAAGAUGUCAGUCUCCAAUAGUAAGCCAAAAUACAUCCACUAACAUCUCUAGUUCCAUGUCCAAACCUUCCCAAACCACAUCUCCCAUCUGUCCUCCUUGGGGUUCAAGAUGUCAGUCCCCGAUGACUAGCCCAAGUGCCACCACUGCCAACUUCAUUUCUCCAUCCAGACCUUCUCAAACACAAUCUGCCACAUCUCCUGUAUCUCCUCCGUGGGGCUCAAGAUGUCAAUCUCCAAUGGUAAACCAGAGUGCUGCCAUUUCCAGUUCUACAUCCAAACCUUCACCAACAACACCCUUAACCACAUCCCCUAUGUCCCCACCUUGGGGUUCACGUUCUCAGUCCCCAGCCCCGUCUCACUCCAGCCUGUCCUUCUCCACCACUAAACCGCUGUACACAUCUUCUGCCACCUCCCCUAUUUCCCCAAGCAAAGACAGUCGUUGCAUGUCCCCCAUUGUGAAUAAUUUAGAUUCUAAACCCAACCAUCGCCUCCUGGCAAAGAAUAUCAUCAAUGCAGCCAAACGUAAGAACAGUCCUUCCCCUGGUGCACUCAGUGGUCACAGCUUUCCCAUCUCACCUUUGGGGAAUUCGCAUCAUGGCUACGACUGUCAAAAAUCCCCCACAAGCCCCUUCCAGUCACGAGCACUGGGGGCCCGGUCCCCCAUCUUCACCAGCCCGCCUCCCACUCCAACACAGAGGAUCUGUUCCCCGGUGAGGCUUUAUAACACUCGCUCCCUCACGGACUCUGACGCCUCCAUCGAGUCUGAAGACUCGGGCCUUCGGUCACCCGGCCUUCACUCGUACAACACAUGUCCCCGAGGCUGGGGCGGAAGCCUGAGGGUGAAGAGAAGCACUGUUUCCACUGAUUUGUGAGAAUGUUGUGUCAGUCGUGAAGCAACACUCCCAAGAUUUGUAGACUUUUCUGUCAACGCAGCAUCAACAUGAAAAAAAAAUGUGAUGCAAUGUUUUUUUGGGGAGAUUCCUACUGUAGUGCAGACUGACGAGAACAAGCGUCUUAAUUAAUGGCUGUGGCUUAUACGCUCAUAAAUACCAAAAUGUGCAAAAUACCCAAAGAUUAAAUACUCUCUACUUUUACACGAAACAAAACAUGUCUUUGCAGUAACAACAGUUUUACACUGUUAGAGACCAAUUUUAAAGUCAUGGCCGGGUCACAUGUAGUGGUCAUCAUGUAAAUACAUAUCUCUAUUUAACAUGACUAUGCAGUAUGUUGCUCAUGCAUCGCUCUGUGUGCUGUAUUGAUAAAGGACCAUAUUUAACCAAGCAGAGAUUUAAAAGCAGUAGUGAUUGAGCAGAUCUUUGGUUAAGUUGGUUUUCAUAUUUUUAAUGACAAAAUACAGGGGUGGGCAGGACACACGGUAUUCACAUAUCACGCAUGGUGGAAGUACUCACUGCAGUAUGUUAUCCAUUUAAGUCUGCGGAAGAUGACAACGGAGACUUAAUUAUCACGGUGCAAUAUUUACUUUAACACAGUGCACAGUAUAUGUGUUGCUUUAUGUAUUGCAUCUGCUUAAAUGAAUGUAAGGCUUUGUAGACAAGUUCUGAUGAAUGACGGUGUCAAGGAUGUGUCGAUGAAACGGUUCUGUACGUGUCAGAUGGAGCAGAGACAUUUCUGCUGAAUGGAGCACUCUUUUGAUUUUUUGCAGGAAUAAUCCGAGGUGUUUUAUGAUGAUUGCAAAGGAGAUCAAUGACCAAAAUGGGCAAUGAGUUGUCGACGUUUUUGAAAGCUUUAGAUAUUGAUGUUUACGCCUCUUAAGUUUUUUGGAUAAGUCAGUGUUUUCUUGAAUCAGUUAUGUCACUCAUCAGAAGAAAAAAAACUGUGGAAGAAGGCUACGCGCUUGAGAUGUGUUUGCGGACAGAGGAUUAGAAGGAAAUGUUUACUUUAAAUACAUUUAAGAUGUAAAUUCUUUGUAUCUGAGAUUUUUUUUUUUAUACCUGAUUUGCACUUCUGUUCUUUCCAGUUAAGCAGCUAAUUGUGCAGCGUUUGACAUUCGAUUUGCUUAGAGGUGACAUUUACAAAUAAACAGCCAGAGACCAGCAAAUUAAUUUUUAAAAAAUAUUACAAACAUUUCUGCAUUAUGCAACAAGUUGUUAUGAUGUGGGUCAAUCCAGGGCUGGCUUUCUAUUUUGAAUGUGGGAUAUCUCCAUGGGCCAUGGUACACCAUUCCUGUCCUGGCAAGUCCAGCAGCAGAGCACACAACAGAUCAUUCUCUCAUUUCCUACCAUGCAGGCCAAACACAUCAGCAUAUUUAUAAAUAUUUACUCCAGUGUGCGUCUGGAGUGACAGGGACACUUGCUGAGGGAUGACCUGGCAACUUCAGCAGGUUCCAGCCUGUAACUGUCACGGAUUGGUUUCACCUCGUUUAACGUGCAUUUUCUCAUUACACCUCACAGUAUAUGUCAUAACUGUAUCAUUACUGAAAAGAUUGCAAAAUAAUAAUAAAAAAAAGGAAUGAUGACACACAGAUUGA
Cynoglossus semilaevis (tongue sole) is the source of this 8180-nucleotide messenger RNA. It is a transcript of the gene synpo, whose product is annotated as synaptopodin. Gene Ontology annotation, cellular component: nucleus; actin cytoskeleton; Z disc. Gene Ontology annotation, molecular function: actin binding. Gene Ontology annotation, biological process: positive regulation of actin filament bundle assembly. The record is from RefSeq and is a predicted model, not a curated record. Bases 3082 to 6564 code for a protein of 1160 amino acids. NCBI's taxonomy places the organism in Eukaryota, Metazoa, Chordata, Actinopteri, Pleuronectiformes, Cynoglossidae. The transcript has 4 exons.